AUGGCGGCUCCUCGUAGCCUCAAGUCUCCCGCAUUGGAUGUGCCACCCGAACCACCGUUCAAGCGCCUGAAGCUCACCGACAGCACCAAUGGCAUUCACAACUCCGCAUCGGCACCAGAUUCACCCAACUCCACCCCAGCAACAGCAGAUCUCGCUGAACAACUCGACGCCGACUUGCGCAAUAAAUAUGUCAAAGGCAGUAAACUCGGGUCCGGUCAAUACGCCGAUGUCUUCUCGGCCCACGAACGCGAUGACCCCAGCAAACUCGUCGCCAUCAAAAAGAUCAAAGUCGGAGCCGAAGCCAAAGAAUUCGGCAUUUCCUACGAUUCCCUGCGCGAAAUCAAAUUUCUCCAAGAACUCGACCAUCCCAACAUCAUUAAACUGCACGCCGUCUUCAGCACCAAAGGCCAAAAUCUCAAUCUUGUUCUCGAACAACUCCCACAAGGGGACCUCUUAAAAUUGAUCCAAGACACGCAGAAUAUCAGCUACACCCCCUCGGACAUCAAAAGCUGGAUGUUAAUGCUCCAACGCGCCAUUCAUUUCUGCCACGCAAACUUCAUCUUACACCGCGACAUCAAACCCAACAACCUCCUCAUCGCCAGCAACGGAGAAAUCAAACUCGCCGAUUUCGGUCUCGCGCGCAGUUUCGCCGAUCCCUAUCAACACAUGACUUCCCAAACCAUCACCAUCUGGUAUCGUCCUCCCGAACUCUUCUACCAAGCCAAACACUACGGCGGCGCCGUAGACAUUUGGAGUUGUGGAUGCGUUUUCGCCGAACUGAUUGCUCGCGAUGUCCUCUUUCGCGCGUGGCCCGAAAGUGAACUCGGCAUGAUUAAAUUAAUUUCCGAAAAAGUCGGAACACCGACGGAACAGAAUUGGCCUGGAGUGAGUGGUUUACCCGGGUAUUUGACUCCAGAACCGAUAUAUCCGCUCAAACCGAAAAGUUAUUGGGAAGCGAAUUUUCGUGCGAUUGGAGAGGUUGGAGUGGAUUUGUUGAUGGGUAUGUUGAUGUUGGAUCCGAGGAAACGGUUCUCUGCCGAAGGGGUGUUGAGACAUCCGUUUUGGACGAGUGAGCCCAGACCGAGUAAGUUGGAGGAUUUGCCGAAGAAAGGUGGUGGGGGUCUGGAGCAGAUGGGAGAGGAUUUGAAGAGGAGAGGAGGGGAGUUGCCGUUGGGGGAGGGAGAGAGGGGGGAUAAGGUGGCGAGGAAAUUGUUUUGAUGGAGUGGUGAUUGUUUGGGUUGGAGGGGAGCGUGAUGAGGGUAUAAUAAUGAAGUAAUGAUAUCAG
Sphaerulina musiva SO2202 is the source of this 1285-nucleotide messenger RNA. Its product is annotated as Pkinase-domain-containing protein. Gene Ontology annotation, cellular component: cytoplasm; transcription factor TFIIK complex; nucleus. Gene Ontology annotation, molecular function: ATP binding; RNA polymerase II CTD heptapeptide repeat kinase activity; cyclin-dependent protein serine/threonine kinase activity. The transcript has a single exon. The record is from RefSeq and is a predicted model, not a curated record. Gene Ontology annotation, biological process: protein phosphorylation; positive regulation of transcription by RNA polymerase II. The coding region runs from base 1 to 1218 and encodes 405 amino acids. Lineage: Eukaryota; Fungi; Ascomycota; Dothideomycetes; Mycosphaerellales; Mycosphaerellaceae.